This is a messenger RNA of Durio zibethinus, 1948 nucleotides long. RefSeq lists its product as uncharacterized. Lineage: Eukaryota; Viridiplantae; Streptophyta; Magnoliopsida; Malvales; Malvaceae. The record is from RefSeq and is a predicted model, not a curated record.
AAAAGGGACAGAUGAAAUUCGCAAUAAAAAUGUUGGAAUUGACAAUUUUUUCCCAAUGUGUUCAUCCCUUCCUUUUUAUAUACAGCUGAAUGAACCAAGUUCUUGAAGAAUGAUGCUGUGGUUUUCCUCGGGUUCAUGCUCCUCUGUGUAAUUCAUGUGAUUUGUUGCUUCUUUUUUUUGUUAUUAAUUUAUUUAAAAUUAUCAGAGAUUGAUUAAGAUCACAAUAAAAAAUUCACCAUUUUAUCAAGGGAUCACUUGAUUACUCAAAUUUUAUAUUACAUGGCUUGUGAGGUAAUUGUAAUCUCUCUGUCCCGAUUACAGGCCACAAAAAUAAAGGUCAAUACGUGGAUCAACAAAGCCACACAGGAUAACUCUCCCAACAAGGACCCCGUAGGACCACCAACAACAUGAAAAUAUUGCUGAAGAGAUAAGGGAAAUGUGGCAGCAAACUCUUGUUUUCUUUAAUCCUGCUAAAAUGAAGAACAGAAUUGAUAACAACAAAGAACUACACAUUAACCAUAAUGCUAAUUUAUGGCCCUGCUGCGUCUUUUUGUGUCAGAACAUCAUUCUACUGUGUCAGCAGCAACAGAAACAGCGACAACAUUCCCAGCAAAAGCAGUAGCAACCUCACCCGGUACAGCCGUAGAUGCAACCUUGUAGCUAGCUUCCUUGCGGCUGCUGCUGUUAUAGUCUCUGCAGCUGGGGCCGUUGAGGUACACCAAGAUUCAGAAACACUGUCCAACAUACCCCAAAUACUUUUUGGAGAGUGUGCAUCCGCCAAAGAUUGCAAGAAGCCUAGAAUCCAGCGACCAAAGUCUAGGAAGGCUGAGUCAUGCACUACCAAAUGUGUCACUACUUGCAUUAGAGGUGGUGAUGGAUCUCCUGGGGAAGGUCCUCUUAAUAUCAGAAGACCUUUGGUUGUUUUUAAGGAGGGGUUUCGAAGUCGAAAGUACUGCUUGGUGGAGUGUUCCGACAUUUGUAAUUUGAUUGGAGAUGGGGAUGAUGGACCUUGAAUUGUAUAUGAUUCUUGUACUGCAACGUGACAGGAUUUUUCAUUCAUUCAUUCCUUCUUGAUUUGCUUUACGCUAAUUGCCAAUAUUUUAUGCUUAAUUAAGUAUCUGUCAGAAGUAAUAUACGAAUCUAUAACAUGAAACUGAAUCCAUACCUCCAUGUACUGAUCCAUGUGAAAAAACCUAGAAAUGCAUGUAAUAUAGAGAAUGGAUAUUCAACGAAGUAACAUUCUUCUAAUAGAUAAUUCCUGUUAUUGUUCUGAAAACCUUAAACAAAAACACUCUUCACACCCUUGUGAGUUUUACAAGACAGCUGAGGAGGGAUGGGGAGGGAAGAGGGUGGGAAGGGAGAAGGCUCGAUCUUUUGAUCAUAAGUUUUGCAUAACCAAUAUCUUUGGACCAUGAUUAGCUUAUGCAAAAUGUGUUCCUAAGUUCGCAGAUGAUUGAACAGCUAGGGGAAACUGCAUACAAGUGCUUUAGCUAAACAGCAUGAUAACAGCUGCCGGCCUUAGCCAAUUGUGAUGGAACCUUGAUUCUCUUGUUGAUAUAAGCAUUACUUGUAUGAACAUGGUAUCUUCAUCUAGAAAGAUUAUGAGGCUUCCUGUGUCAAGAAGAUGACCGGGAGUCUCCUCAAUAUGCAUCAGUAACCAACCGAGACAACAGACCGGAGGAUUAAUGUGGAAGUCAAAUAUACCAUUUUCCUGAUUUCACGGAGAGGAUAACAAAUCAAAAGGAUAGAAAACAAUCUUUUUAUAAACAUUCAGCAAAGUAGCUUCAAGCUUUUUCCUUUAUUAUAUAUCAUUGUAAGCAUUUGCAUCUAAUUAGCCAAAAUGAUAAAUGAAAGAAGAAUGAGACUCUCCUAUGCUAAUCAGAUUCUUCAUCUGAAUCCAUAAAAUCCUAUGAGUCAAUCAGUUAGGUCUUAUUUUGGCAUGGACCAG